Molecule: messenger RNA, 1049 nt
Organism: Archocentrus centrarchus (flier cichlid)
Lineage: Eukaryota; Metazoa; Chordata; Actinopteri; Cichliformes; Cichlidae
Gene: otub1b
Product: OTU deubiquitinase, ubiquitin aldehyde binding 1b
Exons: 7
Coding region: 69-908 (279 amino acids)
Biological process (GO): protein K48-linked deubiquitination; negative regulation of double-strand break repair
Cellular component (GO): nucleus
Molecular function (GO): cysteine-type deubiquitinase activity; ubiquitin binding
Source: RefSeq, a predicted model, not a curated record
AUCAACCAACCAACAAACAAAUAAAUAAAGUUUGCCGUUGGCCUGCGCUCGGAAGUGUGCGAUGAGUGAUGUCAUGCGGAGGGAGGAAACCGAUCUCGACAGCUAAGAUGGCGGAGGAGCAGCAGGAGUCAUCACAGGGAGAGAUGGAGGGAGUGAACUGCCUAGCAUAUGAUGAGGCCAUAAUUGCCCAACAGGACCGGAUUCAGCAAGAGAUAGCCAACAGUAACCCUUUAGUGUCGGAAAGACAGGACUUGUCGGUGCUGCAGGGCGAGUACGCUGAGGAUGACACAGUUUAUCAGCUCAAGAUCAAGGACCUACACAAAAAAUACUCAUACAUUCGCAAGACGCGACCAGAUGGAAACUGUUUUUACAGAGCCUUCGGCUUUGCACAUCUCGAGUCCCUGCUAGAUGACAGCAAAGAGCUUCAGAAGUUCAAAGCAGUUGCAGCAAAAAGUAAACUGGACCUUGUUAACGAAGGCUUCACUGAGUUUACUAUUGAAGAUUUCCACAAUACUUUCAUGGACCUGAUUGAACUAUGUGAGAAACAGCCGAGCCUGCAGGAGCUGCUGAGCUCCUUCAACGACCAGAACGUGUCAGACUACGUGGUGGUGUACCUGCGGCUGCUCACCUCAGGCUACUUGCAGCGAGAGCAUAGCUUCUUUCAGCAUUUCAUAGAGGGUGGGCGCACCGUCAAGGAGUUCUGUCAGCAGGAGGUAGAACCAAUGUCUAAAGAAAGUGACCACAUUCACAUCAUCGCCUUAGCCCAGGCCCUGAACGUAUCCAUUCUGGUGGAGUAUAUGGACAGAGGAGAGGGAGGAACAGUCAAUCAUCACGUCUUCCCUGAAGGCGGAGACCCCCGCAUCUUCCUUCUCUAUAGACCUGGCCAUUAUGACAUCUUGUACAAAUAGCACUCCUGGCCACAGCCCAUCUCAUGCACUUCUUGCUGUGUGCCACAGCAGAGCAUUCAAAAAACAUCAGCAGCCACGCUGAUGAGACAUACAUCUGUGUAUGAGAUUACACUCAUGUAUAUGGAGAGAAAAAAAAAAAAA